UGUGCUGUAGCUGAUUCUGAGCAGAUCCAAUGCGGUCUACCUGGGAUCAGUGGUGCUGCGUGUGAAGCUAUCAACUGCUGCUUUAACGGACAGCAGUUCUAUGGGAGGGCAGUGACUGUCCAGUGUAUUAGAGAUGGUCAGUUUGUGGUAGUGGUGUCUCGAGACGUUACCUUGCCUCGACUGAGUCUGGAUUCGGUUCAACUACUGGGUGGAAACGACCCACCUUGUGCUCCUGUGGGGUCUACACCUUCCUUUGCUAUAUACCAGUUCCCUGUGACCGCAUGUGGCACGAGCGUGAUGGAGGACGGUGGAUAUGUGGUGUAUGAAAACCGAAUGACCUCAUCGUAUGAAGUGGGGAUUGGACCAUAUGGUUCCAUCACAAGGGACAGUCAUUUUGAGUUUCUCUUCCAGUGUAGAUAUUCGGGAACUUCUGUGGAAGCUCUGGUUGUGGAGGUCAACUCCGUUCCUCCACCUCCACCAGUAGCCGCUCCUGGACCUCUCAGGGUGGAGCUCAGACUGGCCAAUGGCCAAUGUGUCACCAAAGGCUGUGCUGAAGGGGAUGAGGCCUACACGUCCUACUACAGUGACGCUGAUUAUCCCAUCACAAAAGUCCUGCGAGAGCCUGUGUAUGUUGAGGUGCACAUUAUGGAGAGGACUGACCCCAACAUUGUCCUGAUGCUGGGACGUUGUUGGACUACUUCAACCCCCAGUCCACUCAGUCUCCCCCAGUGGGACCUUCUGAUCGACGGAUGCCCUUACCAGGACGACCGCUAUCUGACCACACUGGUUCCAGUGACUGGAUCGUCUGGUCUUCAGUUCCCAACCCACUACAAGCGCUUUGUUGUGAAGAUGUUCACAUUUGUAGAUCCAGCCUCACUGGCUGCUCUGCAGGAAACCGUCUUCAUCCACUGCAGUACAGAGGUGUGCCAUCCAUCAUCUGGCUCUUGUGAGCAAAGCUGCACCAGGAAACGAAGAGACACCCGUAUCAAGGCUGUCUCUGGGGAGCAGACUGUGGUUUCUAGUGGAGAAGUUACUCUGGUCAUGUAAAUCUAGUGUUUUUAAUAAACCCUGCAGAACCCCGAGGUA
This is a messenger RNA of Carassius auratus (goldfish), 1086 nucleotides long. RefSeq names its product zona pellucida sperm-binding protein 4-like. Gene Ontology annotation, biological process: binding of sperm to zona pellucida; prevention of polyspermy. Lineage: Eukaryota; Metazoa; Chordata; Actinopteri; Cypriniformes; Cyprinidae. Gene Ontology annotation, cellular component: egg coat. Gene Ontology annotation, molecular function: structural constituent of egg coat; acrosin binding. The record is from RefSeq and is a predicted model, not a curated record.